Messenger RNA from Beta vulgaris subsp. vulgaris (sugar beet), 4410 nucleotides. RefSeq names its product DNA-directed RNA polymerases IV and V subunit 2. Gene Ontology annotation, molecular function: DNA-directed RNA polymerase activity; ribonucleoside binding; DNA binding. NCBI's taxonomy places the organism in Eukaryota, Viridiplantae, Streptophyta, Magnoliopsida, Caryophyllales, Amaranthaceae. Gene Ontology annotation, biological process: DNA-templated transcription. Gene Ontology annotation, cellular component: RNA polymerase II, core complex. The transcript has 9 exons. The coding region runs from base 589 to 4218 and encodes 1209 amino acids. The record is from RefSeq and is a predicted model, not a curated record.
ACUCCAUACGGUACAUCCGAGAUCAUCACAAGAAAUUCAUUUAAAGCGUGAUCAUCAUCAAUCAUAAUCAAUAAAAAGUAAAAUAUGAUUGUGAAACGUUGAAUACAAAUGCAAUCAUACACUUGAACACAGGAUAUCAAUUCCCUCUUUCUCCUGAUACCCAAAAACCCAAACGACGAAACUGCAUCAAAAUCAAUGGGGUUUUAUGUUUUCCUUUGACACCUCCAAAUAAAAAUUAAACUUUCCCUUUUUUCUCUUUCUCUCUCUCUCCUCCACGCAGAAUCAGCAUCUUUCACUCUCCACUGUGACUCUUCUCUUGGACUCAGAAUUUUGCAACUUCACUCAAAUUACCAAAUAAUCCCUUUUCUUCUUCUCUUCUCAUUUCUGGGUUUAAGUUCAACUACUUGAAGGUCUAUUUUUUUUUAUCUAUCUCUCUCCUUUUUUUUGGGUUUAUAGAGUUUUUACAUGGGUUUUCGUGAAAUUGAUGAAAUAUUUUAAGGAAUUCUGGGAUUUUGUGGUUUUUUUUUCUCCCAUUUGUGGUCUGUGAUCUGCCUCAUCGUGCAAGGCUAAGAGUUUAAGUUUUUGAAGAUGGGAAUCGAGGGCAAGGGUGGCCUGGGUUCCAGUAGCAAUGGUAAAGAAGCAUUUGAUGACAUCGACAUGGAGAUGUCGUGGGAUGAUGAGGAUAUGGAAUCAGAUGAUGAUGCUGAUAUUAUGGACAUGGACUUGCAUGAUCUUGGUGAAGCUUCUUUGAUGAACUUUUGUAAGAAAGCUGCAGCAGCCUUCUUCAAGCAACACGGUCUUAUCAGCCACCAGAUCAAUUCGUACAACAACUUUGUUCGUAAUGGUAUUCAGAAAGUGUUUGAUGCCAUUGGUGAGAUUACAGUGAAUCCAGGCUAUGAUCCCUCGAAGAAGGGUGACGGGGAAUGGAGAUAUGCUUCUGUGAGAUUUGGGAAAGUGGAGCUUGAGCGCCCUAUGUUUUGGACAGGGGAGAAGUUUCACGCUGAUGGUGGGGAUGAUUUCAUUAAGUUGCUUCCACGGCAUGCUCGGCUUCAGAACAUGACUUAUUCUGCAAGAUUGAAAGUUGAGACUCACCUUCAGAUAUAUUCUCAAGAGAAGGUCAGAAGUGACAAAUUUAAAACUGGGAAGUCAGAGUACGUAGACAAAAAGAUACUAAAAGAUGAUACAACAGAUGUCAUUGUUGGAAGGAUCCCUGUGAUGGUGAAGUCUGAUAUAUGCUGGAUGAGUGAAGUUCAGAAAGGUGAUUGUGAAUUUGAUACUGGAGGUUAUUUCAUAGUCAAGGGUGCAGAGAAGACAUUCAUUGCACAAGAACAGAUGUGCUUGAGGAGACUAUGGGUUUCUAAUGACCCAUUUUGGAAGGUUGCUUACCGGUCUGAGUUCAAGAGGAGAAGGGUGCAUGUUAAGUUGGUGGAGAAUCCAAAAGCUGAAAACAUCCAAGGAGGAGAAAAAGUUAUCAGUGUGUACUUUUUGUUGGUGGAGGUCCCUAUUUGGAUACUUUUCUUUGCCCUUGGUGUAGAAUCGGACAAGGAGGUGGUGGAGUUAAUUGAUUGCAAUACUGAUGAUGGCCGCAUCAGUAAUAUCCUCUUUGCAUCCAUUCAUGAUGCUGAUGAGAAGUGUGAAGAUUUUCGCAAGGGCAAAGCUUUGGAGUACCUUGACAAAGUCAUAAGAGAAUGCAAAUUUCCUCCUGCUGAACCCACUAAAGAAUUUAUUGAAGCUAAUCUUUUCCCUAGUCUAUCUGGGAGUAAACAGAAGGCCCGUUUUCUUGCUUAUAUGGUGAAGUGUCUCUUGCAAGCCUUUUCUGGUAAGAGAAAGUGUGAUAAUAGGGAUGACUUUAGAAAUAAGCGAAUAGAGUGUGCUUCUGAGCUUCUAGAGAGAGAACUUAGGGUCCAUAUGAGACAUGCUGAGAAGCGUAUGGUGAAGGCUAUGCAGCGAGACCUUUAUGGGGAACGGGAUUUGCAUGCUAUUGAGCAGUAUUUGGAUGCGUCUAUUGUCACCAAUGGUCUUACCAGAUCAUUUUCCACUGGGGCAUGGGCACAUCCUUAUAAGAGGUCAGACAGGGUUUCUGGUGUAGUUGCAAAUCUCAGGCGAACUAAUCCAUUGCAGAGUAUUUGUGAUAUGAGGAAAACUCGUCAGCAAGUUUCAUACACAGGGAAGGUUGGAGAUGCCAGAUAUCCACACCCCUCUCACUGGGGAAAAAUAUGCUUCCUGUCUACACCGGAUGGUGAGAACUGUGGUCUUGUGAAGAAUAUAGCUGCUACUGGCUUUGUUAGUAGCAAUAUUGUGGAGGAUGAACGUCUCUUGCUGCUUGACACAUUGGCGGGCUGCAAAAUGGAAAAAUUAGUAAAUGACAGUUGUACUUCGCUGAGUGGAAAGAACAAAGUUCUUGUGGAUGGUGAGUGGGUUGGAGUAUGUGCUGAAUCCCUCUCCUUUGUUGAGGAGUUAAGAAGAAAACGUCGGAAGAGGCAUAUCUCAAGAGAGGUUGAGAUCAAACGAGAUGCUCAGAAUGCCGAAGUGCGAAUAUUCUGUGAUGCUGGAAGAAUCCUUCGGCCCCUUUUAGUUGUUGAAAAUUUAAAGAAGACAAAAUUAUUGAAAGGGGAUGAAUUUUCUUUUGAAACACUUAUGGACAAGGGAAUAAUUGAAUUGAUUGGGGUUGAAGAGGAAGAAGAUUGUCGCACUGCAUGGGGAAUUAAAUACCUAUUUGAGGAUAAGGGAAAAGACGCUGUCAAAUACACUCAUUGUGAGCUCGAUAUGUCAUUUUUAUUGGGUGUAAGUUGUGGUAUCAUUCCCUUUGCUAAUCAUGAUCAUGCUAGGAGGGUUCUUUACCAGUCUGAGAAGCAUUCUGGACAAGCAAUAGGAUAUUCCAGCACAAAUCCCAAUAUCAGAGUAGAUACCUUAUCCCACCAAAUGUACUACCCUCAAAGACCUCUUUUCCGUUCUGUGAUUUCUGAUUGUCUUGGAAAGCCAGGAUAUCCAUUAGGGCGCAGUCAGAUACUUCCAAAGGCAGAGUUCUUCAAUGGCCAAAAUGGUAUUGUAGCUGUAAAUGUCCAUCUUGGAUACAAUCAAGAAGAUUCUUUAGUCAUGAAUCGGGCUUCCCUGGAACGAGGCAUGUUUAGGACUGAGCACACCAGAAGCUACAAGGCUGAAGUUGACAACAAAGAAUCAUCGGAAAAGAGGCGGAAGUUUGAUGAUACUGUUAGUUUUGGGAAGAUGCAGAGCAAAUUAGGACGGGUUGACAGUCUUGAUGAUGAUGGAUUUCCAUACAUUGGAGCUAAUUUGCAAAGUGGAGAUAUUAUCAUUGGCAGGUGUGCCGAAUCAGGGGCUGAUCAUAGUGUUAAGCUGAAGCAUACAGAGAGAGGUAUGGUGCAGAAAGUCGUCUUGUCAGCGAAUGAUGAUGGCAAGAAUUUCGCUGUUGUAUCGCUUAGACAGGUACGUUCACCAUGUCUUGGCGACAAGUUUUCCUCCAUGCAUGGUCAGAAGGGUGUCCUGGGAUUUCUAGAGUCCCAGGAGAAUUUUCCUUUUACAAAGCAAGGGAUAGUGCCAGAUAUUGUAAUCAAUCCUCAUGCAUUUCCCUCUAGACAAACGCCUGGGCAACUACUGGAGGCUGCCCUGGGGAAAGGUAUUGCAUGUGGCGGCUCUUUGAGAUAUGCUACUCCAUUUUCUACUCUUUCUGUCGAAGCCAUAACGGAGCAGCUUCACAGGGCUGGAUUCUCAAGAUGGGGGAAUGAGAGGGUCUAUAAUGGUAGAACAGGAGAGAUGAUCCGUACUCUCAUAUUCAUGGGCCCCACCUUCUAUCAGCGCCUGAUACACAUGUCUGAGGACAAAGUCAAGUUUCGCAAUACAGGUCCCGUCCAUCCAUUAACUAGGCAGCCGGUGGCAGACAGAAAAAGAUUCGGGGGUAUCAAGUUUGGAGAGAUGGAGCGGGAUUGUCUGAUUGCUCAUGGUGCUUCAGCUAACCUUCAUGAGCGGCUCUUCACUCUGAGUGACUCCUCCCAGAUGCAUGUUUGCAGGAAGUGCAAGAACAUCGCAAAUGUCAUCCAAAGGGCGAUCCCGGGAGGCAAGAAGAUUCGAGGGCCUUACUGCAGGUUCUGUGAAUCUGUUGAUGAAAUCGUGAAGGUGAAUGUGCCGUACGGCGCGAAGCUGUUAUGUCAAGAGCUCUUUAGCAUGGGCAUUUCUCUUAGGUUUGAGACCCAGCUUUGUUGAUACUAGAAUGCUCUUUGAUUAAGGAACUAAUGUUAUUGGUGUUAAGAUAAUUCGGUCUUAGUCUAACAACUUACUGUUCUGUUUAUAAAUCUGUAAAAUCUGAAGAUAUUCUUCUGUCAGUAUCAGAUAUGUAACAGUGGAUAUUUUCUUGAAUUUUCCAGCAAAAUAUGCUCUGGAAAUGUUUUCCUCUGA